This is a messenger RNA of Danaus plexippus (monarch butterfly), 4154 nucleotides long. RefSeq names its product unextended protein-like. The transcript is spliced from 15 exons. Gene Ontology annotation, cellular component: plasma membrane. The record is from RefSeq and is a predicted model, not a curated record. Gene Ontology annotation, molecular function: transmembrane transporter activity. Bases 92 to 3232 code for a protein of 1046 amino acids. NCBI's taxonomy places the organism in Eukaryota, Metazoa, Arthropoda, Insecta, Lepidoptera, Nymphalidae. Gene Ontology annotation, biological process: magnesium ion homeostasis; transport.
AUAAUUGCCGCCGAGCUGUCAAUAGAGAAAAACAUGUCGCUGUCGCAGUAGUGCGUGAUCCUGUUUGCUUUUUGUUGUUCGUGUUUUUAAAAUGGCAUCUGUCUGUGUUGUAUUGCGGACUUGUGGGAUAUUAUUAUUAUUAUUAAUUAUGCAAGUGUCCGCUAAAAAUAAUUUAUCGGUUGAACCAUGGAUAGUGUCUUUAAACGUAGUGGCGAAAUCUUGUGUUGAUGUUAAGUGUAAAUAUUUAUUGUUAGUUAAUGGCAGUGAGUUUUUGGGGCACAAUUCUUGGAAAUUAACGUCCAAAGAAGGGUCUAGAGGCAGUUAUUGUGAUACUAUAUAUCCAAAUUAUGAAUUACACGAAGUAGAAACAACACAAUGGUUUUCAAAGAUAAAAAUAUUAAUACCGAAUGUGAACGAAAAAAUAUAUAUUUGUCUGAGACAUAACAAACAAAAGAAUAAUCCGGUGAACGGAUUAUGGAUACAUCAGGGCGUUGAAUUAUUUCUCAAUCCCAGUGGCGACGAUAGUAAAUUACAAGAAAAUAGAACCGAAUCGUUAAAUUUAAUGGAAGAUCAGGUGGCGAAGGAUAUUGAGCUUCAGGAAACAUCAACCUGGUCAGAUCUUUCUAGAGACAUUAGUGUAAACUAUAUCAAUGCGGUUAGACCAUCAGAUGAGGAGGCCAAAGAUAUAGAGGUCCUGAGAGACAAUAAAUAUGUACCUCUGAAUGAUAUAGGAACAGAAUUCAUAGAUAGAAACGAUAUUAAUGAUGGUAUAGAAAGCUUCAAUGAUAGGAGGAGAGAUAAUGAUGAUAAAGGAGAUAGUAAUGAUAUAAAUGAUAGAUUGAAAAGAGAUAUCAUAAAGGAUCUCAAUCAUGAGAUGUGGAAAAUGAAUGAUGGCAAGGUACCGGAGAGGCCUCCCGAGAUGUUUCAGAACGACGGUGUGGCUAACGUGGUCAAUCCGCAAGUUGGUGAUUUCACUGUGGUUAGAUCUGAUGCUGUACCGAUAUUCGUUGAGGGUCUGAGGGUGGAGGACGCAGCGAAAGAACCGAAGAUCAUAGAAGACGGUAUACCAAGUGUUUUAGCUGAUACGAAGGUUGUGCUCAGGUUAUUCGGCCAAGGUUUCACUCCGAGGACGGUAAUCGCAUUCACGCAAGAUCCCAUGGACUACGGCCAGCCGUGCAAGUUUCUUGUUAAGGGCGAAUAUAUGGCUAUGGAGGGAUCUGUAACAAAAUCUUCAGUGCUAUUCGAUAUUAUAGCUCCAUCACCGAUAGUAGGUUCGAAGUUAUAUAUAUGCGCAAAAAAUUUAAAACCGGGCGUCAGUGAUCCUAAUCAGGACGAGGAGAAAUACAUUCACCAGGGUACUGAGAAUUUUAAGAUAUUAGCUACCCACAACAAAUUAUUGCCGCUUUGGGUGUCACUAACACUGAUUCUCGUCUGUCUGAUGUUCUCCGCUCUGUUCUCCGGAUUGAAUCUCGGCCUGAUGUCUCUGGAUAGGACGGAACUGAAAAUCAUAUCCAAUACGGGAACAGAACAGGAGAGGAAAUACGCCAGAGCGAUAAUGCCUGUCCGUGAUCAUGGCAAUUAUUUACUAUGCAGCAUUUUAUUGGGCAACGUCGCAGUCAACUCCACAUUCACGAUACUCCUGGAUGAAUUGACUUCCGGUCUGUUUGCCGUUAUAUUCUCGACGCUGGCUAUAGUACUCCUGGGUGAGAUAACACCGCAGGCUAUAUGUUCGAGACACGGGCUCAUGGUAGGGGCUAAAAGCAUCGUCAUCACCAAGGCGGUGAUGGCGCUCACAGCGCCACUGGCGUUUCCGGUGAGCAAACUGCUGGAUUAUUUCCUGGGUGAGGAAAUUGGCAGCGUUUAUAACAGAGAGAGGCUCAAGGAACUCGUGAAGCUCCAGGUUACUACGGACGUCAACGACCUGGAUAAGGACGAGGUGAACAUCAUCUCCGGGGCGCUGGAGCUUAGGAAGAAGAAGGUCUCGGACGUGAUGACGAAGUUGGAAGACGUGUUCAUGCUGCCUAUAACGUCUGUGCUGGACUUCGAGACGAUGUCCGAGAUCGUGAAGUCUGGUUUCUCCCGUAUCCCGGUAUACGAGGGCACCCGCACCAACAUCGUGACCGUGCUCUUCAUCAAGGACCUGGCGUUCGUCGACCCUGAUGACAACACUCCUCUGAGAACCCUCUGCCAGUAUUACCAGAACCCCUGCAACUUCGUCUUCGAGGAUGUCACGUUGGAUGUCAUGUUCAAACAGUUCAAAGAAGGUCACAAGGGUCAUAUGGCGUUUGUCCACCGCAUAAACAACGAGGGCGAGGGCGAUCCGUUCUACGAGACCGUGGGUCUGGUGACGUUGGAGGACGUCAUCGAGGAGAUGAUACAGGCUGAGAUCGUUGAUGAGACGGAUGUGUUCACGGACAACCGUUCCAAGCGGCGUCGCAACCGUCCCCAGAACAAGCUGCAGGACUUUGCGGCAUUCGCCGAGCGUCACGAGAACCAGAGGAUCCAUAUAUCUCCGCAGUUGACUUUGGCCACCUUCCAGUUCCUCAGCACCAGUGUGGAUGCGUUCAAGCCGGAUACGGUAUCAGAAACGGUGCUGCGUCGUCUGCUGAGACAGGACGUGAUCCACUACAUCAAGAUGAAAGGGAAGAGCAAAAGAGAGGCCAGCACGUACGUGUACCAACAGGGGAAAGCGGUGGACUACUUCGUACUGAUCCUCGAGGGGCGAGUGGAGGUGACGGUCGGCCGAGAGAACCUCAUGUUCGAGGCCGGACCCUUCACGUACUUCGGAGUGCAGGCGCUCACGCAGAACGUGGGAGUCGCGGAGUCCCCCACGCCGUCCGCGAUGGGCUCCCUCCAGAACAUCAACAUGGAGGCCAUGCUGAGACACACCUUCGUCCCGGACUACUCAGUGAGAGCUGUCUCCGACCUGUACUAUCUGGCUGUUAAGAGGUCCCUCUAUUUGGCGGCGAAGAGGGCCACGCUUAUGGAAAAGGGGGCCCUGUCGAAAGGCGCCACUAAUGAACAGUUCGACACUGAAGUUGAUAAGCUUCUUCAGUCCGUUGACGAAGACAUGAGUAUAAGUGGGGAAAACAAGACUCCAUCCAGACAGGUGUCCCCUAACCCGGCGGUGCCGCCUUCGCCGGCGACCCGCGCCUCCUUCUCCCGGAUGUCCCCAGACAGGAACGGGGAUAUAUUCGGAAGAGAUGAACAAGAGAAGCUGCUGAAACACUGACCCAUAUACAUCAGGGGUCAAAUCCCAUACAAGUUACUUAACCCCAAAGAUAUAUCUUGAUCCAUAAACAUAAUGAAGGUCAGAUACCAUACAAGUUAGAACCAACAAGAGAACUCCUUAAGGUCAAGUUACUUAGCCAACAAUUUCUUAAAUGUAAUCCGGUCAAAUAUACAACCGUUUACAUGUAAUUAAGUUAUAUGCUUAAUGUAUAUAUCUGUGCAUGUGCAUGAUUCAUAUACAUAUACAUAUAUAUAUAUAAAUAUAUAUAUAUAAUAAAAUGAGUUGGCCUUAAUAAUGUUAGCCAUUGAAAGUAAGAUAUCCGCACUUAUAGUAUGAAGAGAAAUAUUAAAAAUCACUAUAAGUAUUUAAUUAGUUAUGUUUCCUUUGUAUUGUUUGAUGAUUAUUCUUAUACAUAUAUAUAUAUAAAUAUAUGUCUAAAUUAAUUUAAAUUAAUUCCUUGUCUAGUCUCAAUGUUCCUUUAUUUCUAUCCGGCUAUUAGAUUUAAAAUAAGGACAAUAAGAUAUUAAGAAAAAAUAUAAUAUCAUCACUUCAGUCACACCAGCUGAACGGUGGACAGCCAACGGCCAGUCCAGUUCCACGGAGCCGAUGGCUGUGACCGAACGUGAUAUAUGAAAUCUGAUUUAAUUGUAACGAAUGCACUUAAUAUUAAUGGAUUAAUAGAUUUUAAUUAUUAUUACUAUUAUUAUUCUGUAAGAAAUAUAUGAAAUGGCGACUAAAUCUCACUUAAAAUUAUUGUUGACAUGAUUGUAGAGCUAAUUUUUUUUAUUUUUUUUUUGCUUUUUGUUUGAUAUAAUCUAUCAGCGCUUAGAUUAAGUGAAAUUAGCGAGCAUUUAGUUUGUGUCAAAGGUUUUUUUUUAUAAUGUCCGUUUUAUUCGAUGAUAGUAAAUUAUUAUAUUUAAAA